This is a messenger RNA of Penicillium taxi, 708 nucleotides long. RefSeq lists its product as uncharacterized. The record is from RefSeq and is a predicted model, not a curated record. The transcript has 2 exons. NCBI's taxonomy places the organism in Eukaryota, Fungi, Ascomycota, Eurotiomycetes, Eurotiales, Aspergillaceae. The coding region runs from base 1 to 708 and encodes 235 amino acids.
AUGGCACCCAUCCGUCGCUACCUUCGAAUUAGUAAAUAUUCUGUUCUCGAGUGUCGCAUAUAUCUAGAAAACCCAUCGGACACACGAUGGCUUCUUGAUCCUCGUGAUCCCAUUCUCCCUCGGGUGUUCGCUGCGAUUCGACCUUUAGUCCUGCCAAAGCUGCGUGAGGAAAAUGAGCGCAUGUUCGCAAAGAAAAAAAGCAAGGCAGUCAAGGAUGUUAUUGUUGAAGAUGAGUUUGAAGUCGGCAUCUUCCUUCGGGAGUCGCGUACUCGUCAUUCGCUCUUAACGCGUCAAAAAUCAUUCGACAAGUCUUACAAAUCAAAGGACCCUGGAGAACUCAAUGUGGGAAUAGAGCCUGGCAACCCCAAUAACGCGCAUAUUAUCAUAGGGAGCGAUAGCGAUAAUGAUCCCGACUUUGAUAUGGGCGACAUUCCACAUGCCGAAGAUGAUAGUGGGGCAGAAGAAAGCUUAUCCAGGAGGAAGAAGUUAGUGAAGACAAACACAGCCGAGGAGGCAGGCGAUGAGAAGAAAAUGGGCUUCGAAACCCACUAUGAAAGCUUCAAUAUCUGGGGCUGGGUGCUGUGUUUGAUCAUCUCCCGCAAGGGCGACAAGCCAAGAGCAACAAGUGUUGGGACAGCGGCACUGGUGCAACCUCUGAUGGAGGAAUGGAUCUCUACCCAAGUACAGACUGGGAUUGACGAGGAUUGA